Molecule: messenger RNA, 1928 nt
Organism: Pseudoliparis swirei
Lineage: Eukaryota; Metazoa; Chordata; Actinopteri; Perciformes; Liparidae
Gene: sh2d7
Product: SH2 domain containing 7
Cellular component (GO): cytoplasm
Source: RefSeq, a predicted model, not a curated record
AUGAGGGCCCCGCGACAGGGCCACACCCAGCUGGAGCAACAGGCUGCAGGCAGAGGCAGCGGGAGCCAUCCAGAGAGAGAGGGUCCAACCCCUUCAGCCAGUGGCAUCACCAGCCUUCAGGGACCAGCCACCCCAGGGCCUGGCCAGGUUCAACAGGUGAGGGGGAGGGGUGAGGUCGCUGGCUCAGUUCUUCCAGCGACCAGUUUGGGACAGCAGGGGGUGUGGAGGGAGAGGCAGCACUGGAGGCUGAGGUUGGCAGGAGUCCUUUUUCUUUGGUUUUUCCUCCUUCCCAGCAGCAUCCUCCUGUUGAACCCAGGUGCAGCUAGAGCAUCUGUUGGUGUCCGCGUGGUCCCUGGUGAUCCAGGGCUUUUGUUGGGGGUUUUCCUUGAAAUAGAAAGAAAUUGCUGCGUGCUGUACAGACAACAGAAACUCAGAUGCCACUUUUCAGGGUCACGGGCAAAAGACCAGAGACAUACAAAAUCCCCCUGCCUCAGGACCUGUCUGAUGAUUUGCUUCAAGGACCAGGCAAGGAUGGAGCAAAGGGAACCAACAGCUCACUCUCAUGUUAAAGCAACUGAUGGAAGACUCAGGGAACUGGCUUCAAAGUGGUUCAUCGAGACUCAAGCGCCACUCAUCGUCCACAACGGCUUCUUCCCCACAUGGUUCCUGGGCUUCAUCACAAGAAAGGAGGCUGAAGAAAUACUCAGAAAAAAGGAGCUUGGCAGUUUCCUGAUCCGCCUCAGUGAAAAGGUCAUCGGAUACAUUCUGUCUUAUAGAGGCAGGGAUCGGUGUCGACAUUUUGUGAUAAACCAAAGUGAAUCAGGGCAGUUUUUAGUGAGUGGAGACACUGAGGGGCACGACUCAGUCUCUGAUCUCAUCAAAUACUACACGUCAAGCCCUAUUCAGCCGUUUGGAGAGUAUCUAGCAUCUUCAUGUUUUGAGGCACUGGACAAAGACCUCUAUGAUAUCAUCCAGGUUUGCCCAAGAGAAGAUUGGCCUGUGGCCAAUGUCAGAGCUGUGAACAACAUGCUAAAACCACAGAUCAACUCGGCCUCAGAGCAGCCGCCUGCACGGCCACCAAAGAACAACAGGACACUGGAGGCAACACCACCUUUGCCUCGGAGGAGCAGGCCCCUUGAGAGUGACCCCCUGAAUGUGCCGGACAGGGUUUUGUAUGCUCAGCUCAGUAAGCAAUCCCCAAGAGAGAUCCCGAUAUGUCAACACAUUUGCCAGGACAAUUUCCCAGGAGAAAAUAUCGGGAGAGCUGAGAGAUCCACAACCCAGGAUCAGAGCAGGUGUAGUCCUCCAUCUGUUUACUCUGAGCUCAACCUGUUGGAGAGCAAGAGCAGGUCUCUCCCGCUCCUGGACAACAUCUCUGAUGCAGAGCAGUCUAACAGGCUGAGUGCACCCCCCCACACUCCUCCGAGACUUUCCCCGAAACCCAUCAGACAAACCACUUCCCUUGGCCCAAGCAGCUGCCACAGCCCAGAGUACACUAGUGUCAGUGCUUUCUAUGAGCUGGCUGGCCAGCCUGGUAGUCCACACACUACAUCCUCUGGGACCAGAUCUGCAGAGGUCCCCAAUGAAGCCGUCGUUGGCCGCUUCACUCAUGACAACAUAUAUCAGCUCAUCUCUGGCCACAAGGACACAGCUACACCUGAACCCGACAGCAACACUUAUGAGUCUGUGAAGGACAUCAGACCCAAACAUAAAAACUCAUACAGUGGGUUAAAGAAUGAUACAUGGAAGUGGCUGUUCCCUGAAGUCAAGAGGAAAUUGUAAAGAUGUUAUCUCACCAGCUAAUGUUCACUCGUUGUGCGUACAGGGUGCAACCAUCAAUGCUGCACUUCAUUCACAGGAAACUUUAUUUGCAUAAAGAUCAUUAGAAGUCUGCAUAAAAAUAUAUUGAGGAAGUGUGUCAAAUAUGU